UUUAUUUUAGUGUGCAUCGACUCCGGAAUGCGUUCUCAUGUUCUAGUUGUCUUUCUGUCUUUCACGUUUGCAGAAUGAGUCCUUUCCUCUCCAGAUGUUUUCUGCUAUAAUGUUAAUUUAACCUUUGCCUGCGUAGGUACUUCAUUUUCUCUGGUUUCUCUUCCUUAAGCAAAUGAAAGCUCUCCGUGGUCUGCCUCUGUCACUCGAUCUUUCUUGUUCUCUACCUUCCUCUACCAUUGGUGGACGGCCCUCGCGCUUCCUCUGCCUCCUGUUCACAGUUAUGAUAUCAUGGCUCACCUCUCACUGUGAUGGAGCAUGCGAGAAGCCUUUCACUGGUGGGUUUUAUAGUUUGGGUUAUCCCUUUGGAUGGAAGAAUAGCGGCUGCGGUGAUCCCACACUUCAGCUAGACUGUGAUCCCUACUACGGUAUGCCUCUAAUUAAUAUCACUGGACACCAAUACUACAUACGACAGCCUCAGGUCUAUUCCAUGGACAAUUCGAGCCAAACCAUCACAAUAGUGGACCAAAAUCUAUGGGGAAAUUCAUGCGAUGUAUCCUCGAGUAGUAGCACAAUUGGGUUCUGGUCUAGCCCUCAAUUUCAUAUGUUAAAUUGCUACAAUAAUAUAACCCUAGGGGAACAGUGCGAAGAGGAGAAGUUGCCCAAUAAUGCAUCCAAAUUAAAGUGUAGUAAUGAUUGGUAUUACAUACCCAUUUUAAACUUGAGUUUGGUUGCGGAGUAUUGUAGAUCGUAUGUUCAGCUACCAGUGAAUAUCGACCCGAAACUAGCUCGAUCCACGAGUCUGGAAGAAAUUCUGCAGCAAGGGUUCGAAAUAGAAUGGAAUCUCAGUAAAGGUUGCGAGAAUUGCGUGUUAAGAAACGAUACCUGCCAUUAUAAUACUACAGCCAUGAUUCCAUUGUGCCAGAUGGAUGAUGCAAUCCUUAAUCAGAUCACAGGUAUCGGGGGCAGCGCACUGUUGUUAGUUAUGCUAUUGCUGGUAAUUGCUUAUCAAAAGAAGAUGUCGCCCUUGAACAGUCCAGCGGUUUUUAGAAGGAAGCGUGAUAACCCACCGUCCAUUUCCAACGUAGAGACGUUUCUACACAAUUAUGUUGAUCAGAUGCCAACCAGAUAUUCGUAUUCAAGCAUCAAGGAUAUUACCAACAAUUUUGCACAUAGAUUGGGUGAAGGAGGGUUUGGUGUCGUUUAUAAAGGAAGGCUUCCAAGCUGUCAUCUUGUGGCAAUUAAAAAGCUUGAUCAGUCAAGGCAAAGUGAGACUCAGUUCAUGAACGAAGUUGCAACCAUCGGAACGAUCCCUCACAUUCAUUUGGUUCGUCUGUUGGGGUAUUCCUUUGAAGGGCAUACAAGUGCACUCGUCUACGAGUACAUGGUUAAUGGAUCUCUUGACAGAUUUGUUCUGGAAGCAAAGAAGAAGGUCAAAUUCUAAAUUAGAAUCAACUGUAUUCAAUCGCUUUGGGGGCUGCUCGUGGAAUUGCGUAUCUUCACAAUGAGUGUUAAGCCGCAUCAUUCACUUCGACAUAAAACCGCACAAUAUAUUGUUGGACGAGGAGUUGCCAAAGUUACUGAUUUUGGUCUGGCCAAGCUGUGUGGAAGGAGAGACGGCCACGUAUCAAUGACGGCAGCGAGGGGGACACCAGGAUAUGUUGCGCCAGAGGUGUGGUCUAGAAAUUUGGGGCCCGUAUGAGGAAGAAAGAAUGUUGAUGUACAGGUAAGCCGUUCAAGCCAAUUCUACUUUCCAGACUGGGCAAUAAAAUUGGUGGGGAGAGGUGAACUGAAGACCAGGUUGAGGGAAAGAGAGUUGAGCGAUGCGGAGGAGGGCAAAGCAAGGAGUUCGACUAAAGUUGGUUUAUGGUGUAUUCUGUACGAUUCGACGGACAGACCGUCAAUGAUGAGGGUGCUUCACAUGUUGGAAGGAGAUGCCGAUGACAUCCCUAUUCCUCCGACUCCGAUUGACGCUCGCCCGCGACGUGCACCAUUUUCAGGUAGUGAGGAAUCGUCGUCCAUUGGAAUCGAAACGGCAUCAUAGAUUACACGUUUGGGGAAUUUCAUGGUGACGGAAUUUACCAGUCAAUAUUCAAAUAACUUGUUUCUGUUUUCCCAAUUUUCCCAUUUGUUUAUGGGACUUUGAAAUCAGCCCUGGCUUAAAAUUAGGCUGGUUCCUAAUGUUUUUGUUUUCCUUUGAUAGUUGCGCUAUUAGAGAGUGAUAUGCUUUCUUGUUUUUGCUCUUGAUAUGUU
This is a messenger RNA of Cryptomeria japonica (Japanese cedar), 2250 nucleotides long. RefSeq names its product LEAF RUST 10 DISEASE-RESISTANCE LOCUS RECEPTOR-LIKE PROTEIN KINASE-like 2.2. The coding region runs from base 173 to 1441 and encodes 422 amino acids. Gene Ontology annotation, molecular function: ATP binding; protein kinase activity. Gene Ontology annotation, biological process: protein phosphorylation. Lineage: Eukaryota; Viridiplantae; Streptophyta; Pinopsida; Cupressales; Cupressaceae. The record is from RefSeq and is a predicted model, not a curated record. The transcript is spliced from 2 exons.